This is a messenger RNA of Zygotorulaspora mrakii, 1764 nucleotides long. It is a transcript of the gene MDM30, whose product is annotated as SCF ubiquitin ligase complex subunit MDM30. Lineage: Eukaryota; Fungi; Ascomycota; Saccharomycetes; Saccharomycetales; Saccharomycetaceae. Gene Ontology annotation, molecular function: protein binding. The record is from RefSeq and is a predicted model, not a curated record. Bases 1 to 1764 code for a protein of 587 amino acids. The transcript has a single exon.
AUGGCUUCAAGUAGUAUCACUAUUCUACCGGAUGAAAUAUGGAUUGAAAUCUCGCAGUACUUGACAGUUCAGGACCUUUUCCGGUUGAGGGUCUGCUGCAGAAAACUGAAUGCUAAAAUCAGUUCACGAGCUAUAUGGAAACCAAUAUGCCUCAAGAAUUGGUUGAACCAUCAAAAUAACGAUCCCUUCAUGAAAAUUACUGAUAAUGAAGAAAAUUAUCUGCUAAAAGAUGACUGGUUUUCAUAUUUCAGAUUCAGAAACAACAUUGAUUGUGGAAUUAUGCGAAAUUUGCGUAGAAUUAUGCAGCAAAAAGAUUCCAAAAAGUAUUGGGAUGAAUUUCAAUCUUUAAUGCGAUUUAAAAAAAGCCAUAUAAUUCCAUUAUUACACAGAACUGUUAAUAAGCAGUACCCACGCGAUGAAAUACCACUUCAUUUGAUAGCAAUUUGCCAGAAAGUAUUGACCUCUUACAGACAUGAAUACGUUGUAAAUCUGUUUACUAAUGAGAAUGGUGGAAUAGAAUUUGUUCACAAUGCAGAGGAAACUAUUUUUUUAAAAUUGGCAGCUAUGGAUCCAUCUUUCGAUAGGCUGCUCCACCAUCGUAGUCAAGUCUUCAAUAAAAUUCAUCUUUUAAUUAAAAGGGACUUUAAUAAUAGUUCAGAUGAGUUUAUGACACUACCAACUACUCUGCGUGUGGAUAAGCUGAUUUGCUACCUGAUUGAGCUUUUGAAUCCAUUUAGCAAUAGCCGGCAUUUGUUUUUGGAGGAUUUUAUUUUAUUAAGGAUUUACGCAGGGGAAGCUCAUGGCCACCCACUGCUUAUAUUAGCAAUUAUACAAGCACUGGCUUCCAAGUAUAAAGUCGAGACAUUAUUGUGCAGUUCAUAUCUCAUUAUCAGGGACCAUCGACUGAAAGAUGGCGAAACUUACCUCACGAUUUCGUCUACUGGCAAACCAAAAAUAUUUACAAGGGGAAGACUAAUUCAUUCACUGAAGCAUCUCGUUGGAUCAAGUGACUAUAUUAUUCAAAAUGAAAUAAUACCGACAAUUUUACAACCUUUAAAGAUGAAGGAUUGUAUCUCCACCAUCUUCAAAGAGCUUCUGCCGGUUUACAACAAAUCGAAGUGGUACACAAUGAAUCCAAAAACGAUAGAAUCUGCAAAACUUAUUUUCCCCCAUAGUGGCCAACCAAUGUCAUGCGACGCAGUCAAUUACUUCCUGUGUGUUCACAAAGCUACGGAUAUUGGCCAUAGAAACGAAAUGCGCGUCUCAACGCUAUAUACAAUAACACGUAGAGAAGUUUUUCGCAUGCUUUCAAAAUUAUACCCAGGUGAUUUAAAUGAAAUAAAGUCAUUGUUACGACGAGAUAGUGAUUCCUUUGUAGAACCGUUUUUGCGGUACGAAGAAUGGCUCCAUCAACUGCAUAAUAUUUCUUUGGAAACUGAAGAUGGAAUGGGGUUGUUUGUAGUCUCUUCUAGGGAUUUACAAUUAAUGUGUAUCGUGGGUACAAGGCAGUUUUCAAAUCAGCAUACCUACUACACAUUAAUGAACGCUCUGGGAGAGUUUUACAUUGAACUCGACGAAAAUGUGGAACCCUGCGAUUGGGAAUGUAACGAAGAUCUUAUUUCUGACUUCCUAAGCAUGGCAUCACGAUCCGAUUUGGGAUUGGUUUUUUCUGGCAUUGAUAAGUCAUCGCAUAGACUCGAGAUGAAUAGCAUAGUCCAACAUAUAAUUGACGAAAAGGAACAGCAAGCCAGUUUAGGCUUUUGA